GGGGUGAAACACAAGUUGCUUGAGGAGUGAGUGGUUUGGCAACUUUAAUUAGACUUCACGAUUGUGCUCUGGACAUCAAAUUCAUUCAUUUCGUUGACUCACCUCUGGUCACGUCCUUCAUUUCAGGUCUCCGGAUAUAUGUUCAGAAUCUUCAUCUCAUCAAGUAUCGUCAACAUCUUCAAACUCUCCACCAGACAACAUCUCAAAGAUGCCGUACCCACCGACCUCGGAAGCUAUUACCGCUACCAAUCCUGUAACAUCCUCUGUCGUCGCCCCAAUAUCAGUACCAACCUACGGACCCGGUGGCUCCUUCGCUGUCUUCGCACGCACGCAUAUCUCUGCUCCACCCUCAACCUGCCUCUCGCUGAUCAGAGACACUUCAAACUGGAGAAAAUGGAACACCUUCUGUCCCUCCAUCACCCUGUCACCAAAGUCACCUCCUCCACCUGCAACUUCCGAUCCCGCAAUUCCUACUGGAAAUGAAGGCUGGCUUGAACUCGGCACUACCGGGGCCUUCGAUGUAUUCAUGAGCGGCGACGGCCUAAUCCCAGGACGAAAAAGAAGCAGGACACAAGGCAUGAUCGUCACUGUCCUCUCUCCCAUGACAGAAAACGAAAAGAAAGGGUACAGAAUAGCAUGGAAAGGCACCGGUUACUUUCACUGGCAACUGCAUUCCGAACGAGUAAUGGAAUUCAUUUCCAUCACUUUAGAAAACGGGGAGCAAGGCACGGAAUUCAACUGCUGGGAGACAUUCGGCGGCGUUCUCGCCCCCGUUGUGAAAGCCACCUACGGCCAGACGUUGGUUGAGCGAUUUGGCGAUUAUCAGCGUGACGUGAAGGCUUUCCUCGAGAGUCCAUCUACGGCCGUAUCCAACGGGGAAGCUUUGGCGUCAGCAGAAAAUGAAAAUGGAGUCAGCACGUGAUGAAUAGAUCAAGCUGAGGUGGUGAGCUGCCGCAUUUGGUAUACGAGGGUAUACGAGCUCUGUAUUCAACCUGACCAGGGCUCGGGAUGAAUGGAAGGCUUCGCUCGUCAGAAUAAGGUUUCUCG
Hyaloscypha bicolor E is the source of this 1047-nucleotide messenger RNA. RefSeq lists its product as uncharacterized. The transcript is spliced from 2 exons. The coding region runs from base 209 to 922 and encodes 237 amino acids. Lineage: Eukaryota; Fungi; Ascomycota; Leotiomycetes; Helotiales; Hyaloscyphaceae. The record is from RefSeq and is a predicted model, not a curated record.